Molecule: messenger RNA, 5084 nt
Organism: Leguminivora glycinivorella
Lineage: Eukaryota; Metazoa; Arthropoda; Insecta; Lepidoptera; Tortricidae
Product: protein OPI10 homolog
Exons: 4
Coding region: 127-726 (199 amino acids)
Biological process (GO): protein import into nucleus
Cellular component (GO): nucleus; cytosol
Molecular function (GO): Hsp70 protein binding; nuclear import signal receptor activity
Source: RefSeq, a predicted model, not a curated record
UGCACUUCACUUUAGUACGUAGUAUCUUCUUAGUAGUUUGUGACUUUAGUUCUAGAAAGUACAAGAAAGAAAGCCAAGUUUAUUUUAUAAUUCGCCGCAACAUAACCUAAAUCAAAUUAUAUUAAAAUGGCUAAUGUGUUUGGAUUAAUAGUGUCUGGACGCUUGGUCCAAACAGACUUCACGCCAGUCUCAGACACACAGUUCCUCAUCACAAUCCCCGAGGCAGACUCAAUAAACUACCUAGUUGUGUUCCUAACUGGCGUGACUCCGCUGCCCGAGGGUGCUUGUGGCAUGGUCUACUGGAGCUGGCCGGACUCCUCCGCGCCACCCAACUGGCAGCUGCUAGGACACAUAUCCAACUCAAAGCCUUCGGCAAUAUUUAAGAUCUCAAAUUUGAAGAAGUUGCAUGAACUAUCUAGUGACAACCAAUUCGGCAGCGCGUUCGGCGCGCCCAAGAUCUGCCACAACGCACAGAUAGGUGUCGCCAUUGAGCCGGAGGCGAAUGUGUCCCUGCUGGCGUCCUCUGUUGCGCAACAAAACUCCUACGUAACCUUCGCCCAAAAGAUGCUCGAAAACCUGAUAAACUUCGUCGGGUCAUUCGCGGUGACGCAGGAGCAAAUGAGCCCCACGCCCGGCGUGUCCUACAUCCCCCUCAGCACGCUGCAGACCUGGUACCAGAACUUCGAGCGGCGGCUGCAGCAGAACCCCAACUUUUGGAAGAACUAGUCGGGUGCGCUGCGGUCCUGGUAACUAAUAGUAUUUAAACUUAUACAGGUGAUUUUUAAGUUUUUGUCUAAGCGGACCCCAGGGGGCAUGUGCCGUGGCAAAGGCCAGUAUAACACAACGAAGAGGAUGAUGAUGACAGGAUGAGUUUUAAAUAGGCGUAAACUUUGACGUGUCUCGGCCGAAGUACGAGUACAUCGUUCUAUAAGGAAACGCAGGCUCGUCUCGUUCUAUGUAAAAUUGUAGACCUGCCUAAUCUGCAUUUUGCGAUUUCAAUACUUAUAGGUCCUUUUUUUCACGAACGUUUUUUUCCGGUUAGUAACGUUAUAUUAGUUAUAAUGUAAAUGCAAAUCUGCGCUAGAUAUUAGUAUAGGGACCGUGCGCGUUGGAGAGUCUGCCAUUUAGUGGCUAUAAUGGGAAACCAAAUACUAUCAACCUGUCACUUUGCUUUGUCACGGAAAUAUUUGUAUUCAUAAUAUUUGCUAAAAUAGGGAAUAAAAGGACGUUAAAAUGAAUUGUUGUGUAUCUAGGUGCCCUAGCAUAACGCGGGGCAACCAACUUAAAGUAAAAAAUAUAAAAUUUUAUAGCAUUCCAGCCGAAAGCACUUUCGUACCUUGGACUCGUGAAAAGCGAAAUUUAUGGAUGAAUGCAAUAAAGAAACAUACGUAAAUAAAUACUUGAAUUAUAACGGUUAUAUUUGAAUUGUGGUAAUCAUCAUUAGUAAAGAAUAAUACAAUAGAUACAGGCUUCAAGCAUCUCCAGGUUUCAAAGCAUACGAGGUAAAGUUUAUGGCGGAAUGUUUAAAAAACUGCCGUCGUGGUUGCAGUCGCAAAUACAGUUCUGUUAUUACUAAAUACUAACAAUAAUAUACUUACUGUAAUUUGGGUUUCAUAAACAUUUGAAAUCCUCGUUUGGGCCACGAUUCGGCCACUAAUUUUGGAUGUUUUGUCGACGUUGAUUUUCUCAGUCACAUCUAAAACGUGGCCCGCCUGAAAUAAUUUGACGCUGUUCUGACGCCCUUUGACGUUGUUCUGACCGCGCUCGAUGUCGCUCUUCACGGGAACAAAGCCGUACUUUAUUAUUUUAAUCAUAAUUUUAUUAUUUACUCAUGUUUUUCAGUUUGUAAUAUGUGACCGCAGUUUGACAGAUAAGUUUUUGCGUUUCAUUUUAUCCGCGCAGUGUCGCUUUAGUCGGCCAUUGCUGCUCUCUAUAGUUCUUGCACGUUCCCUAUAACUACUGUAAUACUAAUAUCGUACUAAAAGCAACUUUAACUAAGUACCUACAGUACUUUUAGUAUGAUCAAUACAUUAUCCUCAGUACAUUUAUUGAAUACUUACGUUGUGUGGCCUGAAGUUAAAUCAUCAUCCUCCUUGCGUAAUCCCGGCAUUUGCCACGGCUCAUGGGAGCCUGAGGUCCGCUUUGUCAACUAAUCCCAAGAUUUGGCGUAGGCACUAGUUAAACGAAAGCGACUGCCAUCUGACCUUCCAACCCGAAGAGUAACUAGACCUUAUUGGAAUUAGUCCGGUUUCAUCACGAUGUUUUCCUUCAACGAAAAGCGUCUGGCAAAUAUCUAAUGACAUUUUGCACAUAUGACAUAAGUUCCGAAAAACUCAUUGGUGCGAGCCGGGGUUCGAACCCGCGACCUCCGGAACGAAAGUCGCACGCACUUACCGCUAGGCUACCAGCGCUUUUUGCCAGCGCUGUGGCCUGAAGUUAAAUACUAUUAGUUAAACAAGGACGUAGCUAUAUUUUAAUAUUUUUAGUAUUACACUAAGAAAUAAAUGUUAAUUUUAUAUUAUAGCAAUGUCCCGCAAGGCGAGUUGUGAUAAUAAUUGUAAAUAAUGCUCAAGUGCAACAUCGUUUCAUAAUGUGUAUUAAAUGCAGGCAGGUGAAGAUUAUGCUUCGUUCAUUUUAGCAUUAGAAUAAGAGUAACAAUCUUGAUAUUUUUUAUGGAUAAAUGCUUGGAACUGGUAUCUGAGACCAAAACAUAAAUUACCAUAAACACGCUACAAGAAUGCUACAGUUUAUUGUUAUUAUCAAAAUAGUUUUAAUUUUAUAUUUUAUGAUAAACCAUUACCCGCUUUCUACCUACUGCUUGAAAAAACGAAGUACCUAUAGUUGAGUUGAGUAUGAGCAUAGAGGAAUAAGUAAGGGAAGUUGUAACUUCAUACGUCAGUAAACGCGAGUUAUUUGUAUAGGCAUAGUUAUAGUGACAUCUAACGACAAUCACGAGUCAAUCACGCGUCAAAUAGCGUGAAUUAUCAGUUACAGUACCACUACUCGAUACUAGUUUUCAAUAGUGUUUCGUCUGCCAACAAUUUAAUAUUAGAACAGUUUACAACUUAUAUUGCAAGCAGAAGGAAUUGAAAACAGAAUACUGAUUAAUACUAUUGUAAUAUUAGCUAAAAAUUGGUGAGCAUUACACUUUUCGUUCAUCGCGACAUAUUCUAUUGACAAGUAGCAUUACUGAUAAUUUACGCUAGUUGACGCGUGAUUGUCGCUAGAUGUCACUAUAACUAUGCCUAUACAAAUAACUCGCAUUUACUGAUGUAUGGAGUUACAACUCUUCCCUUACUUAGUCCUCUAUGGUAUGAGCUAUACAUAUUUCAGUAUCUUUAAUUUGUCAAAUCGAUGUAGACUUGCAUUGCAUGAAAUGUACUGUGGCAGGUAAAUUACGCGGUAUCAAUAUUAGUAGGGUAUAAACUUAGACCAAAUAUAGCUGGCAGCGACUUUGACAGACAGCCAAUACUGUGCUAAGGCACAUCUCGGACACUGGCGGUCAAAUAUAUUAAAGAGGCGCGUUCCUAGCACACAUUCUAAGCUCGUGUAGGUGAACGCGUACCAUGCUUGUAAGAGUGAGAUAUGACGGGUUGACUAUUCGCGUUUUUGACAGGCGGUAACUGUGAGGUAACCGAGAGGGGGUGGGCGGCGCUUUCAGCGGGGAGCGGGAGUGGCCAUUCUGUACGAUAGUACUCUUUAUUAUACUGUGGCUAAGGUUUAACAGACCUACUAGACAAAAAUGGCGCACUACGUCAGAAACCGAUCGUAAUUUAUAACCGCCCGCUUGUAUGGCGAGAACCCGCUGGGCGGGUUCUUCAGAAUCUGAGAGAAGUUCACGAGUGGCCACCAAGUGAGUUCUUGGUUCCGUAAGUGUUUAAUAAUUAUUGACUGUUGUCGUUUUAGUAACGCUUUCACAGUUUGAUAGGCUACUAAAUCACUGCCAAAUUAUCUUGGUCUAAGUGCGUUUUCACAUUAUCCGGAUGUCGGACCUAUAUCCCAUACAUCGAAGCCGCCAUCUUUGAUUUUUGCCUUUGAAAUCGGAUAAUGUGAAAACGCACUAACCCUAGUUAGAACUACGACGCAGGUUUUAUCCACGUUCCAAAAGUUAAUUUAUACUUACAUUCAGUGCGAUUAUUACAACAAAGGUGUCUUUCCCUAGCAAAAGGUACUACAUUGCCGCAUAUUAUAUUGUCGGUAUACCUAGCCGGUAUACAUGGGUGCUACUGCUAAGAGAUGAUAUAAAUACUUUAAAUAAGUACAUAAAUACAUGAUAAAAUCAAAUACCUGUGUUCAUCAUGUUUCAUCAAUAUCAUCAUUAGGACAUGCAUCGUCUUGGCGCAAUGCAUGCAAUUCUUCUAAUACUUCUGAAAACGCCGAAAAAGCGAAGUUGUGUCUGACAACAUUUCAUGAAAUGGUUAACAAAUUGGCAGUACUUUCUCGAGCUUUACGAAUUUUAUGAAAUAGCUGCCAUACAAGGCAACAGCAUGUCGUACGCGACAAUCUCGUGGAAUGCCUCUUACAGGUGUAUUAUAUGUAGUACUCUUUGUGUCGGGCUUAUGGUAAGCGAUAAUGUGGUACCUUUUAUUCGAGAUGGUCACAAAUGUGUUAUGUUUGCAGUAAGACUGCGAGUGUAAAGAUUUGCUUGAAGGUGUGAUCGUAAAGGCGUGUCCGGAACGUCAGUGAUAAUAAACAAUAAUGUAGAAUAUCAUAACAGACAGAAAAUGGCGCACUACGUCAGAAAGCGGUCUUAAUUCCUAGCCGCCCGCCUCUAUGGCGAAUACCUCCGGAAUCUGAGCAAAGUUCUUGUUGCGAAAGUGUUAAUUUUGUCAAUCAUGAGACUUUUUCCAAUUGGGUGCCAAAUGUUGUAAAAGAUGGUGCAAGCAUAGGUUUCACGUGUAUCGAUGAAUAUUAUAUGUAGUUGUAUUCUAUGAGAUUUGGUAUCUAAGCAGAAAAACCUAUGAUUGACAGUUAAAACUUAAACUGGCAUCUCUUUACGUACACGUCUUUAAUAUUGUAUAAUGAUGUAUUUAAAUACAAAAGUGAGCUUUUUACUCAUGCAAAAUAAAUCGUUUUUGCUUAUA